UUGUGGUGUUCCCCGGCCGUUUCAAGAUUGAGACUCUUUCAUUUUUAACCACACUUUAGCAACCGUUCACCCCCUUAGUUUUUUGGGGGGUGGUUGUGGGCGAUGGCGGUCGUCCUACUGCAGGCUCUGGAGCGGACAGAGCUGAACAAACUUUCAAAAGGUGUCCAGAACAAGCUGGAGAAGUUUGUCACAGAGCUUCAAAAUGCUAACGAGGCUCUUCAAACGCAGCAUGAGAGAUUCAAAGCUGAUAGCGAGCAACAGUACUUCAACAUUGAGAAGAAGCUGACUGAGAGUCAAGAGCAGACCCUUACAGCCACUCGGGACUUGCUCUCGGUCAAGGAAGAGAACAAGAAACUCAAUGAAGAACUAAGUGCGCUGAAGGGAAUUGAAGGAGACACAACAAAAGAUAAACCCUCUCAGCAGCAAACGAAGACCAAGUAUGAAAUCGAAGCAGAGAAUAGGGAAGUGUCGCGACUCCUGGAGAAGAGAACGCAAGAAGUGGAUGCUCUGACGGAGGAUGUGAACCGUCUAAAUGAGAAGCUGACUGAGACCAGCAAAGUCAAGAUGGAGUUGCAGUUAAGGCUUGAUGAGAUUCAGUCAUCUGAGGCAACAGUUCAGCACCGGGAGAAGCGGGUGGAACAGGAAAAAGAGUUAAUGGAGAACAAAAUUGAGUGGCUGACGAAAGAGCUGAACAUGAAGACAGAAGAGCUGCUGAAUACAAAUCGAGAAAAAGGCGAGGAGAUUCUCGAGCUGCAGGGAAGUUUGAAGAGCAGCAAGGAGCAGGUGACCUUGCUGGAAAAGCAACUUGGCUCUCUCAGGGAUUCUUGUGAAAGUCAAAGCAAAAUAGCUGAAGAUCUCAACAAUAAGCUGAGACAAGCUAAAGAUGAGCAGGCGGCCAUGGACGAGAAAUACCGCAAUGAACUGAAUGCUCAUGUGAAACUGUCUUCUCUAUACAAGGGAGCCGCAUCAGACAUGGAGACAAAAAACCAGGAACUGAGCAGAGCUGUUGAGGAACUUGCCAGGGUGGUGAAAAGCAGCACUGAAGCCAACAAGCUUUUAGAGCGGAAAGUGUCAGAAACAGAGCGACAGAAGACGCAGCUGGAGGCUGAGCUGAGAGAGAAGCUCAAGAAAAUGGAGAAGGAGCUUGAAAAUUCUGUGUUGAAGGCCUCUGGCAAACGCUGUUGUGGUUCGUCUUUGACUGAGGAUCAACUGGAUUCCUUGUGUCCAUCAGCAGCUGCAAUAGCUGCCAUUGUCAAACCUGGAAUGAAAUUCUUUGAUUUGUACAACGCUUACACUGAGUGCCAGACUCAGCUCCAGCUGGAGAAGCAGGAGACCCGGAGAGUCAGCAAAGUUCUGGAUGAGAUCGUCAAGGAAGUUGAAUCGAAGGCACCGGUUCUUAAACGCCAGAGAGAAGAGUAUGAAAGCAUGCAGGGUUCGAUGACCUCCAUAUGCAACAAGCUAGACCAGGCCAGAUCGGAGAUAUACUCUCUUCAAAAAGAGAAAGAUGAUAUCAAGCAGCGUUGCGAAUCUCUGGAGAAAGAAAAGAUGCGAGUGGAGAGAAUUCUUGAUGAUACUUCUUUACAGGUCUGUUCACUGCUGGUGGAGCUGGAGGACAGCAAAGGGACCAAAGUGACCAAAGAUGAUGAAAGCACAGCAAGUAUUUCCAGCACUUCUGAGGGUCCUCAGCAACAGAUGAUCCGCAGUGUUGAUGACCUCCUUAAGCAGAACCAGAGUCUCCGGGAAAGUCUCAGGCAGCUGGAGGAGGAAGGCGACAAGCGGCAGAAUCAAGAGACAGCAGCUCGUACAUCAGAGUUGGAGGCCAGUUUGAGUAAAGCACUGAAGGAGGUAGAGCAGCUUAAAGAGCAGAGGAACCAGCAGAAGCAGUUGGCCGACUCCAGUGCUCGACAGAGGGACAUGUACAAGGCACUCCUGACCCAGAGCACUGGCUUCAACCUGCCCACUUCAGGUUCAGAUCCGUCUUCUCAACCUCUGCCAGGUCGUCCCUUAGUCCCAGCCACACGCUCUACUCCACAGAGAGCUGUGGCGGCUGAAUCCGCUCAAACUUCUCAAGCCAAAGCAGCUUUGAAACAACUGAAUGAUGCAUUCACUUUGUACAAGAAAGAAAAAGCAGAAAACGACAAAUUGUUGAAUGAAACUAAUGACCGGCUGCAGAAACAGCUGACGGAGUUCCGAGCUAGCCACGCCAAGCUGACUGCUCAACUAGAGUUCAGCGACAAAAGGUAUGAUAUGCUGCAGAAUAGUGUAACAGCCUUCCGCAGGGAGAUCUCUGCUCUAAAAGACAUAAACCAAAAAAUGUCAGCAACAGCUCAAAGGCAUGAGCACACCAUUCUCACAAUGAAUCAAGACCUUCGACAAGCUAAUGAAAAACUGGCAUUGGAAGAGGUACGGGUCGUGAACUUGACCAAAGAGAGAGACAUGCUGAGACAAGCAGAGAGUCGGCUUAACAGAGAGAAGGAAGCCUUACUCGUAGAACAACGCAACCAAAAACUGCUGUCCACCAACCUGAAGACAAUACAGGUGACAAUGGAGCGCACAGAGACUGAGACUCGUCAACGUCUGAACAAUAAGAUUGAGCACUUGGAAGCAGAACUGACUUCAAUGAAGAUGAAACUAAAUCAGGAAGUGGCACAAAGACACACACUUGGUCGCAACAUGGAUGCCCAGUUGUUAGAAGCAAAGAAACAACUGGAGACUCAGAACAAGUUGCAGCAGCAGACAAAGGAGGUGUUGCGUAGUGCUGAGCAGCAGGUCACAACUCUCAAAGCCCAGUUGGCAGCCACUUCUUCUGCUGAGACGACAACCCCUGCAACCAGAGCUGUAGGCUUGAAAACACCAUUGAGGGUUCCCUCUACACAGGCUAGUCUGUCAGAAAAGGAAGUUACUGACCUAAAAGACAAACUCCAGUCUGCUGAAGAGCAAAACGGUGAACUUGCAGAGCAGUUGAAGAAUGCAAAUACUUCAGUGGAGCAGUACAGAGCUGUUGUUCUGACCCUGGAAGACAGUCUGAAGAAAGAAAAAGAGUCCCGAACUCCACUUGAGAGCCGUCUGAAUGAGGCAGAGACAAUUCAGAAGCAGCUGGAGAACAGGAUAAUGGAGGUGGAGAAACAGAAGCAGCAAGGACAAGAAGACAAGAGGAAAGCUGUAGACGCUGUGGAGAAACAAGUCAGUGAGCUGCAUCGAACGCUUAAAAUAAGCCAAACUGAGCUGCAAGAGGCAUUGGAGAGAGCAGCAACUGCUGUGACUCAGGAGCAAAAAGCCACCCAGGAAUCUCUGCUGCAGACCAAGUAUGCUGUGGAAGCCCAGGCGAAGUAUGAGCGGGAGCUCAUGCUCCACGCUGCUGAUGUGGAGGUCCUGCAGGAACUGAAGAAAAGGUCUCAACAAGAAUCAGAAAAGAGGAGGGAAUUGGAGGAGCAGCUGAGCAAGACCACUUCUCUCCUUCAAGAGAGGACAACCGCUUUGAACGUUGCAGAGAAACAGCUAAAGGAUGAGUUGUCCAGCCACAAUCGUCGGUGCGUUGAGCUUUUGAAGCAGAACACUCUGCUUCACCAGCAGAUUGAUGAAAUGGCCACACAGAAACGGCAGGAACCGCAGGCACAGCUUGACUUAUCAUUCAGUGAGGAAGAGAAAACCACUGAGCAGAUCCUUGAAAUUCUCAGAUUUGUGAGACGUGAAAAGGAGAUUGCGUUGACUGAGUGCGCUGCAUCAGAGGGAGAAGCCCUUCGCUACAAGCAGCUUGUGCAACACAAGGACCGCGAACUGAAGGAAAUGCAAGAACUUCUGAAUGCUGAGAGAGAUAAACUUCAGUGCACAGUCAAGACUCUGGCUCAACAGGAGGAGCAGUUGAAAAAAAUGGAGAGUGUCCAGGCUGUUCAAGAAGCUAACAAGAUGCUGAAAAACGAGAGAGAGAAGCUACAACAGGAGCUACAGCAAGCUCAGGCAAAAGUCAACAAGCUGCAACUCGACAUCGCCCCCCUGCACAAUUCGUUAUCACAACUUUCUGAGAAAAAUGGCUCCCUGCAGGCCGAUAAGAGGUUGCUGGAAGUCGACCUCAAACACUUAAAAGCCAAAGUUCAGCAAUUGGUGAGUCAGCAAAAGAGCGGAGACACUGAGGAGAGGCAGAAACUCACUGCGGAAAGAGAAGCACAGCAGAAGCAGAUUGCUCAGUUGGCUGAAGAGGUGGCCAAGCUGAAGACUGAUCACGCCAGGUCCAGUGCCAGCAGCAAUGUGGCUCAGUCUCAACUCCAAGGUCUCAGAGAGUCUGUUGCUCGACUGACAUCAGAAAGAGACACACUGAAAAAAGAAAUUGAAACUAAAAACAAUGAAAUCCUGGAGAAAAACAAGACAAUCACGCAGGUGAAGAAAAUCGGUCGCCGCUACAAGAGCCAGUAUGAAGAGCUCAAAGUGGAACAUGACAAGGUAAAACAACAGGAAGUUGCAAAACCGCAACAGGAGCUAAGCAAGGUUAAAGAGGAGCUUAACACCCUCAAAGAGAACAGCCAGAAGAAAGAAGAAGAGGUGAAAAAGUUGCAGAAAGAGUUGGAAGAAGCACAGAAGGAAAACCAAAACACCAAGGAAAAGUUACAAGAGAUUCAAAACCAGCAAGCUCAAAAGCAGGCGCAGUUGACACAGGUUCAGUCUCAGUUGACACAGACACAGACUCAGCUGCAACAGAAUCAGAACCAGCUGACCCAAAGUCAGAAAGAGCUUCAGCAGGCCAAGACAAGCACCCAACAGGUUCAGAACCAGUUAAAAUCUGCUCAGAAUCAACUUCAGGCCCGCCAGAACCAGAUUCAGCAUAUUCAGAAGGAGCUGCAGCAGGCUAAAGAUGCUCUCCAGCAGAAUCAGAAGGAGCUGCAACAAACUCAACAGACUGGUCAGUUGAGUCUCAACCAGGAAAUCAAUAACCUCAAAAAUGCCCUGAGCCAAUCUGAGUGCAAGGUGACAGAGCUCCAAGGUCUGUUGGACAAUCAGAAGAAGGCUGUUGCUGACCGGGAAGCUGAUGUCAAACGUCUCCAGCAGCAGCUGCAAGAAGCAACCCAGGCUGCCGAGGCAAGCCGAGCUGAAACAACCAGCCAGGCUGCUGUCUCCAGUGACGGUAACACUGGUAAUGACACAAAUGCAGCAAAGGAGCUGGCCAAACUUCGGCAGGAGCUUUCGGAGACCAAGGAUAAAGAGCAACAAUUAACUGCAGACAAAGAGAAGAUGAGGAAAGUGAUUGUUGCUGCAAAAGCCAAAAUCAGUCAAUUGAAUGCUGCCAAGGAACAAAUGAGCAAAGAUGUGGAUGAGCUAAAGCAGAACAAAGAAGAGAUGGAGGACAGGAUGAAUGCUCUGAAGUCCCAAUAUGAAGGAAGGAUUCUCCGACUGGAAAGAGAACUCAGAGAUGUGAGAGAUAAGCACACUGAACCCAAAGAUGAAACACAGGAUCAGAUGAGUGAUCAGGCCAAAUCUGUGGAUCAAAGACAAAUAUCUCUGAAGACUCCAGCCCAGGAAAGGGGCAGCUCCAGCUUGUCUGAGACCCCCACAGCCAACAUUCGUCCUACUCCAAGCACUCCUGCCCAGAGCAGUAAGCCAACCUCAUCUGCCAGUAGCAAGGCAACGCCCCGAGCCAGCAUCCGACCCAUGGUUACACCAGCUACUGUGCCCAUGCCCACGCCCACUGCCACUGUCAUGCCAACAACACAGGCCGACAGCCAAGAGGUUCUCAUGAGCGGAGCAGCUUCUGUUCACUCGUCCACCUCCAGUCUCAACACCUCCUUGACCCAGCCGUCCAGCACUCAGGCCACUGCUUUUGUCCAGCCCACUCAGCAGCAGGCAGCAAGUCAGGAGGCUGGCAGCAGCAUGGAUGCAGAGCGGCCUUCUGCAUCCUCAUCGGCAACUGGAGCAGCAGGUUCAAAACGGGUCAGAGAGGAAGAAGACACUGAGAACAGACCAGAGAGUUCGACUGCUGCGUCAUCUAGCAAGAAGCUCCGACUGAGGCCGGUGAUGGAACUGCAGAUUGAAGCUGAAGAUUUAGAAGAGCUAAGAAAUGAAGUGAUUGCGGAGGAUUUGCCCGACGACACUCAGGAACUGCCGGAUGAGUCUUUCCCCGAUGUGGAGAUUGAGGAGGAGGGCGUCUCUCAGUCCGUCCCCUCUGACCAGAUGUCCACACAGGAGACUGCUUUGAUACGAGAUGUCAUCGUGAUCGAUACAGACAGCGAAAGCAGAGAGGCAGACAAGAAUGAAGGGGAUGAUGAUGAUGAUGAAGAAGAAGAAGAAGAUGAAGAGGAGGAGGACGAGGAUGAAGAAGAGGAGGAUGAUAAUGAUGGAGAGGAGAACGAGGAGUCCAAGGAGGAUGGAGAUGACGACCAAGAUGAUGACGCGGCAGGUCAGAUGGUACUUCGGGGCAGCGAGGAGAGCCGAGGUGCUGAAGGCCAGGAAGAGGAACAGUCUAAUGGAUCAAACCCGGAGGGUGCUGGCUGUGGCACAUCUUCAGAAUCUCCACGUCCGUCUGAGCAGGCAGGUGAAACCAGCAGAGUCAUCGCAUCAGAGUCUGACCCUCUGAGAGACCCCCUCCAUUUUCCUCCCGCCUCCUCCUCUGCUGCACCUUCCCCCUCAACUUCCUCUAUCACUCCCCGCCUACCCCAACCUCGAAGACCUCCUCAUCCCCUCCCACCACGUCUCCACAUCCAACCCCCCGCACCAGAGCUGGGUCCGCCUCAUAUACAGAGACAAUCCUCUCAGCUGCGGCGACCCUCAGUAGGACGUGGGCCUCAGUUGACUCCAGGAAUCGGUAGCAUGGUGUCUGUGCUGCAGCAACAUUUCUUUGACGACGAUGACAGGAUGGUUCCCAGCACGCCCACGCUGGUGGUCCCACACCGCACUGAUGGCUUCGCUGAGGCAAUACACUCACCGCAGGUAGCGGGGUUGUCUACCCGCUUCAGGUUUGGGCCUCCAGAAGAUCUGCUCACUCAGGCGUCUUCAUCACACUCGGACCUGGGACAGCUGGCCUCCCAAGGCGGUCUGGGUAUGUAUGAGUCUCCGCUGUUCUUGGCUGCUCACGAUGAGGAUGGAGGAGGGAGGAGUGUACCCACAACACCGCUGCAAGUGGCCGCGCCAGUCACUGUCUUCACUGAGUCACUGCCAUCAGACAGUGGUGACAACAUGGCUUCCCAGUCUGUUCCCAUGGUAACCGCCAGCUCUGGAAUGGCAGCCGCUGGAGAUGAUGGAGAUGAGGUCUUCAUGGAUCAAGAAGGGGAGAGUUCCACUACUGAAGCAUCUUUAGAACAGUCGGCAGAUAUGGAGGCACCGGUUCAACAGACUGACGAGGCUUCCUUGUCUUCCACCAGCCAAGACCCUGACUCGAGUGUUGUCACUCAGCGACGUCUGGUCUCCACCUUCACCAGCCGAGGAACCCGAGGGGGCAGGGGUGAGACCCGGACCCUCAUCAGCCGCCGAGGGCCGUUCCGAGGACGAGGAGGGAUGGGCAGAGGAAGCAUCCACUAGUUCCCAUCCUCAGUAGCCUAGACAAAACUAGUGGCCUUGAGGAAGUGCUGUAAUAUAGCCUUUUUUAUUGUUUGGGUCACUUCAUCUCUCAUUGACUUUUUCUAACUCUUAUCCAUUUCAAUGCUUUUCGAGAGAUUUAGGAUACUAGUUUUCAUAAUAAAGUUGAACGUGAGUCACAUCAUUGCUGAUUUCUUUGAUAUUUUUUUGUGUUGCU
Molecule: messenger RNA, 7717 nt
Organism: Synchiropus splendidus (mandarinfish)
Lineage: Eukaryota; Metazoa; Chordata; Actinopteri; Syngnathiformes; Callionymidae
Gene: tpra
Product: translocated promoter region a, nuclear basket protein
Exons: 55
Coding region: 103-7503 (2466 amino acids)
Biological process (GO): mRNA export from nucleus; protein import into nucleus
Cellular component (GO): nuclear pore
Molecular function (GO): structural constituent of nuclear pore
Source: RefSeq, a predicted model, not a curated record